ACGGCAUGUCUGAGCGCCGCGCGCCGCCGCGCCGCUGAGGAGCGUUAGGCCGGGCGCGGGGCGCCGCUCACACCCAUGAGGAGUCGGAAGCUCACAGGUGCAGUGCGGUCCUCGGCGCGCCUCAGAGCCCGAAGUUGCUCGGCCCCCAGCUCGGCCUGUGCCCAGGACGCCGCGGGCUCCACGUUGGCCAGGACAGCAUGCCCGACUUCCUCAUCGCACAAGGCCGCAGACAGGCGAACUUCCAAGAAGUUCAAGUGUGACAAGGGCCACGUUGUGAAGUCCGAAUUACAGAAACCGGCCCCUAACAGUGACGGUGCUUCUCUGCCGGCAGUGCCCGGGGCGCCGCCCGACAGCGCCCUCGCUGGGGACAGUGCACUGCCCGCAGGCUCCGCGGCCGAUGCUGCCGCCCACGAGGGCUGCGGCGCAGGGAGGGAGGCCUGCUCCACACAGACCACAGACGCCCUGCGCAGGCCGCCACACGGCGCUGCUCCCAGGAGCGAAGACGUGCGGGGCUGGUCAGCCACGCAGGCGGAGCCGGAGACGGAGGCGGGGCGGGCACCCGUGCUGCAGAUGGACAGCAGCGCCUUCCUGGACGACGACAGCAACCAGCCGAUGCCCGUGAGCAGAUUCUUCGGGAACGUGGAGCUCAUGCAGGACCUGCCGCCAGCGUCUUCCUCCUGCCCUUCCAUGAGCAGGCGAGAGUUCAGGAAGAUGCACUUCAGAGCCAAAGACGACGAGGAGGAGGACGGCACGGGGGUGUGAGGACGUGCGAGGGCAUGCACGCCCGGGGACGGCGUCGACCGAGGCCGCAGCAGUGGGUGGAGCCUUUGCGGGGCAGCGAGGCCCUCCUGCCCCCGGAGCCGCCCGCCGCCUUGGCCGCCGUGGCCUGAGUCGGCUCCGAGGCCGGGCGUUAUGCGAGAGAGGACUUUACAAAGACACGGCUCCGCGGAAGCCCAUUCAUUUUAUAAUCUGCAGAUUUAUUUUUCUUUAUCAGAAUUUGAUCGUUCUUCUAGUUAAUUUCAUGCCAUUAUUAAAGAACUCUGACUUCUGUAUAUUGAGCUAAUGUUUACAUUGGAAAUUGUGCAGAACACACAUGGGAAAGAAAU
Messenger RNA from Lepus europaeus (European hare), 1106 nucleotides. It is a transcript of the gene C5H1orf174, whose product is annotated as chromosome 5 C1orf174 homolog. NCBI's taxonomy places the organism in Eukaryota, Metazoa, Chordata, Mammalia, Lagomorpha, Leporidae. The record is from RefSeq and is a predicted model, not a curated record. Bases 76 to 762 code for a protein of 228 amino acids. The transcript has 4 exons.